AUUAUUCCAACAUAGUUUUUUUUUUCAAUAUUCACCCUGUGUGUAGCCUCGGCUACUCAACCAUGCUUUAAUACUACUAUACUACACUGAAAACUCCAAUAACCAUUCAAGAUUUUGUGUUGUGUGUAUACAUACAAGCGAGAAGGUCUUUUCCGCGUGUGUUUUCUAUUUAUAACUUCUCAAGGGCAUUAAAAGGCAUCAAAAUGGCUGAGGAGAGGGAAGCUAAGAUGACAACCUGGCUGUUUUUCAGCAUUACUGUUUGUGUGUUUGGGAAUUCUUUCUUAUAUGGUUACAACAUUGGAGUGGUAAAUUCCCCGGCCAGUCUUAUAAAAGCGUUUUACUUCAAAGUAUACUUGGCACGUGAUGGUAUUGAAACCGAUUAUUAUGUAGAUGAUAAAAGUCUACAUUACUUAUCACUACCUAAUCAAACAACAACAAUAGCUACUGUUGUUAACAACAGUUCUCUGGGACUAAAUUACACAGUCAACAGUAACGGUACAACAGUUGCGCCGACAACAACCGUACAUCCGUUGUUAGCCAAGAGCGCUGACGAAAUUAAAGAUGACAACUUUAUUGAGUUGAUGUGGUCUAUAACAGUAGCUUUGUUUGUCUUCUUCGGUAUGGUGGGUGCUUUUUCCUCGGGACGAAUUGCCGAUUAUUUCGGACGAAAGAAGGGGAUGAUAAUAAUCACAGUUUUAAUGUUUGUUGCGUCCAUUUUUGGGGCAAUAACAUCCGUCGCCAAUUCUCCAGAAUGUCUGAUGGUCUCCCGUGUCUUUGUUGGACUCCAUAAUGGUAUCAGUGUAAGUUUAGCAUCACUCUACCUCGCCGAGAUCUCGCCAAAAUCAAUCCGAGGUGCUGUAGGCACCUGUCAUCAGUUAUUUAUCACCAUAGGAAUCCUGUGGUCCAUGGUGCUUGGUCUACCAGACCUCUGUGGUACUUGGGGUGCUUGGCCAGUACUGUUCGGGUUUAACGCUUUGCCUGCACUCGUCUGUUUGUUGUUGUUCCCACUGUGCCCAGAGAGCCCGAGGUACAUGUUGAUAAAGAAAAAUGACGAAGAUGGCGCCAAGAAAGCUCUGAUAAAACUUCGUGGGUACUUGGAUGUGGAAGACGAGCUAGAAGAAAUGAGAGCGGAAGCUAGAAAAGCGUCGUCGAUUGAAACUUUCACCCUGAAAAAGUUGUUGUCGACCCCUGAAUUAAAAUUACCCAUAAUUAUUGCCGUGGUGAUGCAGAUUGCCCAGCAAUGGUCUGGUAUUAAUGCCGCUAUGUCCUACUCCAGUUUCAUCUUUGAACAAGCCCAGGUUCCGGACCAGACCAUUCCAUACGUUGUGGUUGGGCAGGGUGCUAUCAAUGUAAUUGCCACUAUUAUAUGUGUGCCAUUAAUGGAAAAGUUAGGUCGCAGACCACUAUUGAUAUUCCCAAUGGGAGGAAUGGUGCUGUCAUUUUUGGUACUCACAGUGUCUCUGAACCUUCUUACGUCGGGAGAUUUUGAUGAGCACAAGUUUGCCCUUGCCAUGGUGUCUAUUACAGUGAUGAUGACGUAUGUCAUUGGUUUUGCUGUCGGAUUAGGACCAAUUCCAUUUAUUGUUGUGGGUGAAAUUUUCCGGCAAGAGCCACGUGCUGCUGCCAUGAGUUUCUCGUUGGCGUUCAACUGGAUAUGUAACUUUAUUCUCAUGUUAACGUUCCGGUUUAUUCAGAAAGGCAUCGGCGCAUACACGUACCUCAUUUUUAUUGUCAUCCUGGUUGCUUCUAUUGUAUUUAUCACCAUCUUUGUUCCGGAGACAAAAAACAAAACAUUUGACGAGAUUGCGCAGUCGAUCGCCUUCGGGAGGCAGAAUAAAGGGAACGCGUUCGGACAAGACGCCGAGGAAUUGCAACCAAUGGGUGACUCUAAGAAAGUUUAAUGAUAGCUUCACAAUAGGAGUGAAAUGUUUACUUUAUAAUAUGUGGUUAUAUUAUGAACAAGAUAGGUUCAACACCGGGUUUAAAACACUAAGAAUAAAUGAUGUUGAAAAUUUACUGUCUAUAAGUUUUGAAAAAUUUAGAAUAGUUCGGUUGUGCACACAUUUACUUUCAGCUGUCACGUUUUUAAUUUUUGAUCUGUUAACAUUGUUAAUAUCAUUUUUUGUUUUGCAUCAAACGUACUUCCAUCCAGCCUGUCGGCGACUAAUUUUUAGUUGUGAAUGUAAUGAAAAUAAGGUUACGUCUUUCAUUUUGUUCAUGAAAUCACGAGGUUUUUUCAUGAGAAAUAAUAUCUUUUUAAUUAAGUAUAGGCAAAUUUGUUUUAGGAAAAUAAAUUUUUUUAGGGAGACAGUGUUUUUUGACCGUGUGAAUGAUUAUUUAUUUAUUGAAUGUUUUUGUUGUUUACAAAUGAUAAUCUUGAACAAAAUUAGAAUAGCGGGCAUUCGACUUUGUCUUGGCUAUAAGCCAAAAAAAUUCUCGUCGCAGACAAAAGAAUUGGCAAUUUACAGCUCAGUAUUUUAUGAUUCCGAAAAGGUGCACAUUAAAGAAACUGUAGCAUGUUUAUUGUUACCAUUUUAUGAGAUAAACAUCAUUGCUACAAGUUGUAAACUUUUUAUUUCGAGGUGACAUCCAGUGCUUUUGAGUUUGUUUGUUCGUUAUUAAGAACUCAUUUGCACGAGAGUCGCUCUCGGCGUAACAAGUUUAAAACUUGUAUCAAUAAUAGCUUCUCUCAUGCAAAUGAGUUUUAAUAAUCUUGCAGCAGACGAAAUAUGUAAUUGCUUGUUUCAUGUAAAUGAGUUUUAAAACCUUACUGUUGACGAGCUAAGAUAUUCGCUAGUGAUACUCACAGUGAAACAUUGAAUCACAUUUGUAAAACAGUAAACAAUUCAUGUUUUUGAAGCAUUUAUUCUUGUGACUUGUGUAAUUGUGUUGCUAUGUAUUUUGUUGUUUUUUGUGUAGUUACAGUAGAAUAGGGAUUAUUGUUUGACAUUGUUUGACUUAGAGAUCUUAUUAUAUUGUUUGUGAGUAUAUACAGUAGACACAAAAUAUUCUACUUAUAUUUCCUUAUUGUUAUAUGUUAAAAAGUGAACAUGUUGAUUAUGAACUGUGUUAAAGUAUGAAUGAAGAAAAUUUACAUAUUUGAAUGUGAACAUAUAAGGUAUGCUUUACCUGAGAACAUAAUAUGGGCACUCUGUAUCCGUUACCUGCCGAACGUGUGAAUUAGACUUACCCACCUUGCAAAAGAUUGCAAUAUCAAAAUAGAAACAUUUAGCAACCAACAGUAUAGAGCCUGAGUCAGACUUCACGGAUGUGCAGGCUGGCCUAGCUUUAUACUGGUGGCAAGGACUAAUCACAUUUGUUUCGGUUAAUUGUCAACAAUUUACAUGAAGUCUGAAAUGUAAACAUAUGAGAAUUUCUCGUAUUAAGCCAAGUCUUACAUGUGAACAUAUUAUAGUAUUAAGUCAUGUUUUACAUGUGAACAUAUGAUAAUGAUAAUUUCUCGUAUUAAGCCAAUUCUUACAUGUGAACAUAUACAAAAUGUAAAUCUUUCAUGUAAACAUGGAAGAAAAUACUGUUCACGUGUUCAUUUUAGAUCAAACUUGCUUUGAGAUCAAUAAAAAAUGAAUAAGUUGUAUAAGCGUAAAUAUUAAAUAUAUUUUACAUGUGAACACUUUAAUUUAAUGUCAAAAAUGUGAACAUCAAUGUAACGUCAUGUCUAGAACGGUUAAACAUGAUACAUUUUUAUGUCGAGUUAUUGCGAACAUAAUUAAAAUGUUGUGUUAUUUCUCUUUUUUUUCAAGAACAUAAGAACAUGAUUAUAGUAUAUCAGUUGUGAACAUGUUUGUAAAUGUAGUGAACAUUAUCUAUGUAUUUAUGUUAACAUAUUGUAUAUACUAGCUAGAUGUAGUGCAGGUUCGUAUGGCAGCUAGUACAUAUCUAUUUUUUCCCUGUUAUAUUUUGCUAUUCCUGUUUACUGAUAUACUUUAUGGUAAAUAAAUUUAACAUUUUUCUCCCAUGAUACAGUGGCUAAGUCAACAGACUUGAAAUUUAAUGUAUUUUUUUUUUACUUGAGUGACCCCCAUAGUUUCUAUAAUAACUAUAUCAACCCAAAUUGAAUCCCACAUUUUAUUCUAGAAAUGAUAUAUAAAUGUAUGACCGUGGUAUUUUGAAUUGUUUAUAAAGUCAGAAGAUCACGUAGGCUUUGCCAUUGAUGAAAAAGGGAGUUGCAUUACGGAAAUUCCACUAGUAUUUAAAAUUCGGUGGGUCCGGGCUAGGGGUAGAAGGGGGUGGGGGUAAGAACCAUGCCUUUUUUCUUGAAUUUAUAACGCUCCUGGAAUGAGAUAAAUGUAACAAUGUAUCAAAAACAUUCUUAAAACCUUGGGGUAAUGAAGUCAUACAUCGACAGGCGGGGACGGGGGUAAACUACCCUCAGUGUGUUGUUUUUUGUUGUUGUCGGGGUUUUUUUUAGGGGGGGGGCACUGACUUAAUUAACACGAGUUAUUUAUUGCCAGUAAAUAAAUGAAAUAUCACUAUAGAUACCAAGAUAUACCACAGUUACACAUAUAUUAUUGUCUUUACAGAUAUACUUUGCUCAUCUUUGAAUAAAAUAAUUUUAUCGCAGAUAUUUAUUGAAAGAUAUGUUCAUAUUAUGGCCUCCUAUAGUGUGCAGAGUUUAAAACAUAACAUACCUACUUUGUGUGAAGUCAAAAGAUUUUGAUUUUAUAUUUAAAAAGAGACGGUGCAGCAAUUAUCAAUAUUUUCAAAUUUUAUAUCAAAUUUGAGCACAAUAUAUCUUUAAAUUUACGACUGAAUCAUUACUUCCAUGAUGAAAUGUUAGAUUAUGAAUCUCACAUUAUUCCCCCAGCGUAUGUGCUAUAUACAUGUAGUUGUUUCAUGUUUUACUCUUUGUCUUGAACCGAAUAUGUCGGCUCAGCAAAGAAAUAUAACUUUAGCUUUUGUAGUUUAAGAAAUUUUGUUAAGUGUAUGUUGGUGUUACGUGUGAUUGUUAUGAUGUGAUGUGUCUAUAUGGUUAUUGCUUUUUUUUGGUAGAGCCGUUGUGGCGUGAUUAUCGCGCACAUGAUAUUUUUAUCCGGCAUUACGACAUUGCAAAUGUUCCAAUUAAAUAAUUAAUUUACGGUUUGGAAAGAGUGCUAUUCAGUAUAUAUACAGAUUUUUUUUCAUUCAACUGUAAUUAUUGUGCUUAAAACUUAGUCUGCUCUUUUAACAUCUUCGUGAUAUCUUUUAAUUUUACAUAUAUUUCCUUUAAAAAUAUUGCGUCUCUAAAGUUAUUUACUUUGAAAGUGCUCAAAACUUUUACCUGUUUUAACCUAUAUUUAUUUAUUUUUACAAAAAUUAGACUCUUUUAAAAGCUUAUUUUCUUAAAGUAUAUAUUUUAUGUUUUUAAAGUAAUGUUGAUUUGUUAAAGUUAUUUUGAUUUGAUGACUUGAAUGUUGACAAUAUGGCUACGGUCAUUCUAUCUCCACCAAAUUUGUCGAGUGGCGAAGUUGGCUGUUACAUGUUGAGUAAUAACUGGUACAGAUUCCUGGGAGUUGGUCAGUGGAUAUCACUAAAAUACGCCUAAACUGUCAUCAAAUACAAAAUAAACGGAAACAGAAAAUUUACAUACUUAAUAAUAUUUAUUUAUAAGAAGCCUGUUCAAAAAAAAAAAAAAAAAAAAAAAAAAAAAAAAACAACAUGUAAUGUGUAACCUUUAUUAAUUGAUAACAAAAACAAAUCCACGAAAAUGUCGAAAAAAUAGAUCAAAAGAUCUUAUAUAAACAGUUUUGUUUUCUGCUUUAUUUCAAACAUUAAAAAAAUAAUCUCUGUUUUGGAUGUUAUUUGUUUGUUAAAUUAUACCCAGGUCUGCAUUUUAUCUUUUAAUAAUCAGCUAGUCACAUGGCUUCGUGUACCUCAAUAAUAUACAUUUAAAGCUUUCUUUAACGACCACCUUCAGAGAAAUAUAUGGUUGUCUUAUUUGUUGAAAGACGACUGUUAUUUAAAGGUUUUAAACUCGUACAUGUAUGAAUCUUGGUGAUUUAGCCACUUUGGUCUAUGUUAACAGAUGGUCUUUAAAUAAAGGUUUGCAUGUAUAUUAUUUUAUUUAUUUUGAAAACACAUGUUAACAGCGUUUAUCAAAUUAAGUAUUUAAUGUUGUAACUUAAAAUGUCUCAUUUUUGUGCCUCAUUUUGAACUGCUUCAUUCAGUAUGCUAAAAUGUCAUUUUAAUUAUUGUAAUCAACUUUAACUGGUUCUUAAAAUAUGUUGUUUUCCACUAUUCAAUCUAUUUUUUUCGUGCUUUAUUUUAAACUGCUUAAACUACACAAAAUGACAGAAACUCUUCAUAGGUAUCAUAGUCACUUUAUGUAAGCAUAUUAAGUUUUAUGUUAAUGUAUAAGGAAAAACAACAAACUGUCAUCUGUCACGUUAGUUUACGUAGAAAGAAAGUUUAACAUUUUUACAUGGUGAAUCUCUUCUGUACAAAUGCUAAAUUAAUCUGUACAAUUUAUUUAUCUGCCAGGAGGUCAGAAUCUCAUUUUUGAACAAAAACACAUGUUAUAGUUGUAAUGUUGUUGGUUUUGUUUUCCUUUUUUAAAAACGAAAUACAGAAACAUACCAAGAUUAUCGAAUAAAAAACUAUUAUAUAUUUGUUAUAAUACAAAUGUACUAAAAAGUCAUAUAUUUUUGUUAAAAGAAUCUCUAACCGUACUUAAAUACUCUUAAAUGUCUAUGUUCUGCAUGUUCUGAGCAAGCUCUAUUACUUUGAAAGUUUUCUACGAAUGUUUAAAUUUGCUUUUUAUUACACAUCCAUUAUUAUUACGUUUGAAUAGAGAACGGUUUCCGGUAAGCAUGCGAAGCUUCUGUUAAAAUUUAUGAAGAAAUUGAAAAUUAACAGCAGUUACCUCUUCAAAUUUUGACUAAACGGUGCUCUUUUACCUUUAAAUGACGUCAUGUACUAGUAAUAUGUCGCACGUUCGAAUCUGACCUAUUGUAAUACAGCUCUCAGUUUCUUUCUUUUUUUGCACAUAUUUUAUUCUCUAUGAGUUUACUAACAUAUUACUUACUCAGAUUUCUGACUGGACUUUGACUAGCUCUCUGCUUUGUGUUUUUAGAACUUUCUAUUGAUAUGUUAGUUGUUUACAAUAAUUAUAACGAGCCUGGUCUGAUUGCAUGAACCGUGGGUGUGCAAUUUGGCCUGCCUUUAUACUAGAUCUAAUAACAAAACAUUUCAUUAUAACUAUGCUGCAUUGUUUACAAGUAUUUUUGAUUUAUGUUUACUGAACAGAACAGAAUGUACAUGUAACUUUUAUUUUGUAUAUGAUGAUGAUCGUCGGAUACCCGCGGUUUAUAAACAUGUAACUGACAAAUGUUAAUGUUUCGGUCCGGCCAUGGGUAUCCGACGAUGAUGAUGAUGUACUAUGUACAAAUAAAAAAAGUUCUGUUCUGUUGUUUAUUUUUACUAUCUAUCGCUAUUUUAGUGUUUUUCUUCAUGUUAGUUUUACCUUUGAGUUUUUUUUAUUUCUAUUUAUGAGAUAUUUUAUCUAUAUCUUUAUUUUAGAAAAUGAUUGUGUUAUUGGCUAACGUUAUGUUUAUUUUAGAAUUAUUUUUAAAAUUCUUUUGACAACUUUUGAAGUAUUUCCAUGACAUGGACACCGCUUAUUUUAUAUAAUGAUUUUAACUGCUUUAAGACAAUUUUGUAUGUAAAAGAUAUUUUAAUUUUUUUUUUAAACUAUUGGAAUUUAUUUUAAGAUACCUAUUUUAUAUUGUGAUGUGAUAAAAAUUUAUUACUUUGUAUUAGUUUACACGAAAUAUCAAAGGUUUAUUUCAUAUGAAAAAUCAAUCGCAUCCCAUCGGCUGUUUCCGUCAAACUUCGGAUAAGAAAACUAUAUAUGAUAGCCGAGAUGUUACGAUUGGUGAACAAUGUAUCUUAGUCAUUAUUUCGACCAUACCAAUGUUAGCGAAGAAUUUAUCAGUUAAUAAUAGGUAUUUAAAAACGCCGUAAAUUCGUAGAAAUUUAUUUGACUUUACCAAGAAUUUACACGAGUUACCGUAGUUAUUAUACAAACAGUCCUAUUAUUUAGAAAAUUGCAUAACCAGUAGUUAAAAAAUAUCAUGUCACCAAUUUUUUGUCUUGUUUUUAUAAAGGAAUGUUGUUGAUUUAUAUAAAGGGAAUAUUUAACAAACAAUUGUAGUACAUACAUAGUGUUUAGAGUUGUGCGUAUGUGUGUGUGUUUUUUUGCUACACUCAUCGGUUUUGUAUUAUGGUUUUAUGUAGAAUUUCUUUUUAUAUAUUACAUAUAUUUAACUUAUUGCAAUAGAAUCCUGACCAAUCUUAGCUUUAUUUAUUUCGUUAAAAUGCUUCCUUUGCGACUAUAGUUAGCAAUAAUUUUAAGGUUAUGAUAUAUUGGCAAUCUGCAACCACGGUGCAGUUGGCCAGUUUUAGUAAAGGACCAACUGUAAAUAAAUUGAAAAUUGAAAAAACUUUCUUUGCAAAGAUGAACAACAGUUAUCUUUAUGGCUUUAAGUGGUACACGAAUUUUGGGUGUAUAACGAUUAUAGGUCUUAUAAUGGGAAUAUAAUAACAAUUUUACAUCAAAUGACAUUUAUUAGUCCCCUACCGGUUUAACCGGAGGGGACUUUAGGUUUACCCUCCGUCCGUCUGUCCGUCUGUCUGUCUGUCUGUCCGUCUGUCCGUCUGUCUGUCUGUCAGUCUGUCAGUCCGUCAGUCUGUCCGUCCACAAAACUGGAUCCCUCGAUAACGCAAAAAGUACUGAAAAUAUUUUAAUAAAACUUGAAAUAGGUAGAUGGCAGUAUGGAGAUUAUGCACAUCUUUUUCUUUUCUUUCUAUGUUGAAAAUUCUGGUUGCUAUGGCAACAAAUAGACUGAAAAUAUGGCAAAUUUAACACAUAAACUAGAUCUAGUGAUAAUGCAAAAAGUUCUGAAAAUAUUAUUAUGAAACUUGAAAUAUGGAUAGAUGGCAGUCUGGAAAUUAUGCACAUUUUUUUCUUUUCUUCCUAUGUUGAAAAUUCUGGUUGCUAUGGCAACAAAUAGCCUGAAUUUCAAGAUUUCUGAUUUAAAUUUUUCAGCUUUUUCACUAUAUGUUCUUUAUUUCUUAAGGUGUUUACUUCAAACUUUAAAUAUAAGUUCCUGGUCAUCAACCACAUCAUAUGUGACAAGGUUUAUAACUCUAGCACAAAAAAUAUUAAUAUUACCUCCCUUGAACUUAGAUUUUUUAGGGGAAAAAAUGUUGUCUUUUUUAAAUAACUUCUUUAUUUCCUAAUGUAUCUACUUCAAACUUCAUAUAUAUGUUUCUUAUUAUCACUCGACAUUUUUUGAGAAGGUUAAAUACUCUAGCAAGACUAUUUUCCAGAAUUAUGUCCCCCUUAAACUUAGAUUUUUUUCGAGAAACUGGUAUUUUCACUCCAACUUCUUCAUUCCUUAUAGGAUUUACUUUAAAAUCCCACAUCGUAAUAAUAUGACAAGGUUGUAUAAACAUAAUUUCCUUACUAAGCAUGGAAACUUAACACAUUACUGUGAUAUAGACAAACUUAUUUUAUUAUGUUUUGUGAUCGAUAUUUUCAAAUACAGACUUCAUCCUCAAAUUCAUUAUAAAUGGCAAUACACAGGAGUGUAUGACAAUUAAAGAACUUUUUGAGGGACCGGUAGGGGACUACUGUAUUGCCCGCAAUACUAUCAAAUGCUUGUUAUACUUUAUUUCAAAUAAAAUUUUAUUUUAUUAUAAACUUAUAAAUGAAAUAUUGAGAAAUAUUGAUGAAAUAAAAUGCGUAUUUCCAUUUUCACUGUAAAAAAAUUCACUGCAGAGAAACAUAUUUUCCGUAUUUUCACUGGUGUCUUGCGGGACUACUUUCUUCUAAAUUCUGUCAGUAAACAAAAUUUAACGGAAACUCUUUCAAAUUGUAAUGUCAAAAAAAUGUAUAUUCUAAGCAGAAAAUUCAAGUUAUUUUUGUCUUUAAAUACAGGAUAUAUUUUCAUCUUGUGGUGUAAAAAUUAUCAUAUUUCACUCGUGGCUAUCGCCAUUCUGACUCGUGAAAUAUUUAUUUUCAUACCAUUUGAUGAAAAUAAAUUCUGUAUUUAGAGAAAAAACUUGAAUAUCCUCUAUUUAUUGGAAAAUAUACCUGUAUUUUUGGUAAAUAACAGCAAUAAGGGAUUGAGCAAGAAUUUGAAAUACUAUGACUAAAGAGAUAAAGCAAAGAAUUAGAAAUAAAUUGUACAUGUUACUUAUUAUAACAGAUGUGAGUGUAGCUAAUUGCGUGAAAUAUAAAUGAGUGCAUGGUGUUUUAAAACCGUAGAACAAUGUUUACAUAGUGGUGGACAAUAUUGUAUAUAUAUAUGUCAAAAUAUUAAGUUGCAUUGUUAAGGAUAGUGUUAUUAUAUAAGUAUUUUUUGGUGAUUUUGCAAUGCUUGUAUACUUGUGGUAAAUAAAUAAACACAUUAAAAAGGUA
Messenger RNA from Ruditapes philippinarum (Manila clam), 10420 nucleotides. RefSeq names its product solute carrier family 2, facilitated glucose transporter member 1-like. Lineage: Eukaryota; Metazoa; Mollusca; Bivalvia; Venerida; Veneridae. Bases 204 to 1901 code for a protein of 565 amino acids. Gene Ontology annotation, biological process: monosaccharide transmembrane transport. Gene Ontology annotation, molecular function: hexose transmembrane transporter activity. The record is from RefSeq and is a predicted model, not a curated record. The transcript has 13 exons. Gene Ontology annotation, cellular component: membrane.